UCUCCCAUCGUUCAACCAAACCCUACCCCGAUCGUUCAAUCCAGUUUGAUGAGCAAUAACAACAUCAAACUCACCUUAUCGAUCACAGGUGAAUUCACCGUAUUCAAAUGUCACGAAUCAAUAUUAACCCCACCCGUCGAUGCACCAUCUUCUCCUACGCUUCAAAAUUCCAUCAUCAUACUCUCUCACCAUGUGUAAGUUCAUCAACACCUCUACACUCCACCUAUUUCACUACCCUCAUGCUAAAUUUAUCCCACAAAUUGCUCAACUUCACACCCGUUUCACUUCACAACCCGUUUCCACAAAUGGGUUCUCGUUAUUUUACUUUAAUUCCCUCUUAUACUCCCGAAGAUGCCAGUGACGCAUUUGAUCAAACACCUGGUGGGCAUGUUUCAUAUAUGAGUUUUGAUGAUGAUCCACAUGAAAAGGUUCAUGAUUUUUGUUCUGAUAGUAAUCAAAUAGAUAAAAAACUUACCGGGUGUGUGCCAAUUUCAAGUAAUGGUGAGAAAUUGUACAAUAUUGUUAUAGAUUGUAAGCCUAAUAACCCUGAGAAUAGUAGAAUGGAGAUAAAUCUUAACGAAGCUGGCGCUCAGCUGACUACACCGUUGGUGAUCGAGGUUUUAGGAAGUCUUAGAUAUGUUGAAAAGUCAGCGUUUCGGUUUUUUACUUGGGCUGGGAAUCAAGAAAACUAUAGCCAUGAACCGCAGGCGUAUAACGAGAUGAUUGAUAUCCUGUCAAACACUAAAUAUAAGGCGAAGCAAUACCGUAUAGUUUGCGAUCUUUUGGAUUACAUGAAGAGAAAUGACAAAACGUGUGUGCCUGUUGAAGCAUUGUUAAAGAUUUUGAGACAGUAUGCCGAUAAGCAUUUGACUCAUCUUCAUAAGUUUGCAAAGAAGAAAAAAGUUGAGUUUAAAAAGAUGCAGCCCGAGAUAGACGCGUUAAACGUGUUAUUAGAUGCUUUCUGCAAGUGUUGUUUGGUUGAAGAUGCUGAAGCUAUGUAUAUGAAAUUAAAGAACAAAGUCAAGCCUAACGCUAGCACGUAUAACAUCUUGUUUUUCGGUUGGUGUAGGGUGAGGAACCCAAGUAGAAGUAUGCAAAUUCUCGAUGAAAUGAUCGCAACGGGCUAUACACCGGAGAAUUUCACUUACAAUACCGCCAUAGAUACGUUUUGUAAAUCCGGGAUGUUAUCAGACGCUGCCGAGCUUUUGGAGUUUAUGAAAUCAAAGGGUACACUCAUGUCUUCACCGACUGCCAAAACAUAUUCUAUCAUGAUCAUUGCAUUCGCACGUAACGAUAAAAUGGACGAAUGUUUUAAACUCGUUGAUGAUAUGGUGACUAAUGGCUGCCUCCCUGACGUUUCAACGUAUCGAGAAAUGAUCGAAGGGAUGUGUUCGGCCGGAAAAGUGAAAGCCGCGUAUAAGUUUUUGGAAGACAUGAAGAAAAACGGGUACCCUCCUGAUAUCGUUACGUAUAAUUGUUUUCUCAAGGUUCUUUGCGAUAAAAAAGAUAGCGAAGAAGCGGUUCGACUUUACAAGAACAUGAUUGAGGUCGGCUGUAAGCCGAGUGUCCAAACGUUUAACAUGCUAGUGAUGAUGUUCUUUAAAAUGGGUGAUCCGAAUAGGGCAUUUGAGAUGUGGCGUGAAAUGGAUGCCAGAAGAUGCGUUCGCGAUACCGCUUCGUAUUGUGUAAUGAUCGAAGGACUGUUUGGGUGUGAAAGAACGGAGGACGCUUGUGGUCUUUUGGAAGAGGUUUUGAAUAAAGGCAUGAAAUUGCCGUUUCAAAAGUUUGAUUCUUUCUUGAUGCAGCUCUCAAGCAUCGGUGAUCUACGCGCUAUUAGUAGAUUAUCUGAGCAUAUGAGGAAGUUCUACAAUCCUGUUAUGGCUCGUAGAUUUGCGUUAAAUCAAAAAAGAAAAAGUGUUAGUUUAAGAGGGAAAUGAUCUGCUAUAGAUUAUUUCUUCUGCUAAAAUUUCGAUCUCGAUCAAUGUAUCGAUUCGUGUGUGUUUGUUCUGCAAGUUCUUACUAUAAGAGUCAGAUUCUUUUGUAAUGUAUGAGGACUACUGGUGUUUUAAUUAGCGCAGUAAAUGAACCCAACGUUCAGCGAACAGUUCUUGAAUUG
Messenger RNA from Helianthus annuus (common sunflower), 2116 nucleotides. Its product is annotated as pentatricopeptide repeat-containing protein At1g73400, mitochondrial. The transcript has a single exon. The record is from RefSeq and is a predicted model, not a curated record. Gene Ontology annotation, molecular function: protein binding. The coding region runs from base 108 to 1937 and encodes 609 amino acids. Lineage: Eukaryota; Viridiplantae; Streptophyta; Magnoliopsida; Asterales; Asteraceae.